AAAAACAGGGCUGAAAACAGGGGAGGGCUCGCGAGGGUUUUGGCGCUAGAUCGAGAAUGUGGGCGCGGCGCUUCCAUCCGGGUCCGCUGCUGGCCAAGGUGAAGAAAUCCACAGGGAUCACGGGCCUCCGGGUGGAGCCGCAAGCGCGGGAGAAGCUCCUGGGGCUCUACCAGCGGACGCUGCUCGCGGCGGAGAGCAUCCCCGAGGAGGCGUUCUACAAGCAGGCGGUGCUCAAGAUCACGAACGCGCGGCUCAAGGUGUGCCAGGAGGAGGAGGAUUGGGAGAAGAUCGAGGAGAGGAUUGGGUGUGGGCAAGUGGAGGAGCUCAUCAAGCAGGCCGAGGACGAGCUCAAGCUCAUCCCCAAGAUGAUCGAGUGGAAGCCGUGGGAGGUGCCCGAGGGGCACAAGAUCAGGAUCCGCGACGAGGGCUACGAGCGAUCCAAGCAUUUGCCGACGCAUCGGUCGAGCUGGGAUGCGGUGGAGCUCGAGAUUUUGGAUCGUCGCGAGAGGGAGAAGAAGGAGAAGGAGGCGAGAGAGAAGGAGGCCGAGGAGAAAGAGGGCCAGAUCGACGCCUCUGGGAGCUCCAAGUGACCACUGGGAAUUCUUUCCUUGAUUUUUCGAAGAACAUUUUACCCCUUUUGUAUGUAAUAAUGGGGAUAAUGAAGAACCCUAGUUUUGCCCUA
Selaginella moellendorffii is the source of this 682-nucleotide messenger RNA. RefSeq names its product probable NADH dehydrogenase [ubiquinone] 1 alpha subcomplex subunit 5, mitochondrial. The record is from RefSeq and is a predicted model, not a curated record. Gene Ontology annotation, biological process: respiratory electron transport chain. Lineage: Eukaryota; Viridiplantae; Streptophyta; Lycopodiopsida; Selaginellales; Selaginellaceae. Bases 57 to 590 code for a protein of 177 amino acids. The transcript has a single exon.